Molecule: messenger RNA, 1354 nt
Organism: Vigna umbellata (rice bean)
Lineage: Eukaryota; Viridiplantae; Streptophyta; Magnoliopsida; Fabales; Fabaceae
Product: E3 ubiquitin-protein ligase AIRP2-like
Biological process (GO): protein ubiquitination
Molecular function (GO): ubiquitin protein ligase activity
Source: RefSeq, a predicted model, not a curated record
GCAACACGAAGCACCUCUUUCUCUCUCUUCCCUCUCUUCUGCUUUCUCUUCACUGUCUCUGUGACUCUACCAGAAACUAGAGCCAGACAUAUAGCCCAGAAGGGUUUCAUUCACCAAACCAAUCUCUCUCUUCGUCUCUUCUUCCAUUUCACAGACUUUUCCUUUUUUGUUGUUUUUUUGUGGUGUGAUCGCUGCGAUGUACGUAGCUUCCAUGCGUAAGUCUUUCAAGGACUCCUUGAAAGUCCUUGAAGCUGACAUCCAGCACGCCAACACCCUGGCGUCAGAUUUUCCAAGGGAAUAUGAUGGUGCGUGCCUUCAGAUGAGAAUGUCGUACAGUCCGGCAGCGCACUUGUUUCUUUUUCUGGUGCAAUGGACAGAUUGUCAUCUUGCUGGAGCCCUUGGACUGUUAAGAAUCCUAAUUUACAAGGUCUAUGUGGAUGGGACAACCACCAUGUCUACACAUGAAAGAAAAGCAAGUAUUAGAGAAUUCUAUGCGGUCAUUUAUCCCUCUUUAUUGCAACUUCAGAAAGGUAUCACUGACACUGAGGAUAAGAAGCAAAAGGCUGUAUGCAUGGAGAGGUAUCGCAGAAGAGAUGAUGAGGAUUAUAGACAGUCUUCUGACAUAGACAUUGAAAGAGAAGAUGAAUGUGGAAUAUGCAUGGACAUGAAUACUAAGAUUGUGUUACCCAACUGCAACCAUGCCAUGUGCCUGAAAUGUUACCGAGAAUGGCGAACUAUAUCACAAUCAUGCCCAUUUUGCCGUGACAGUCUGAAGAGAGUGAACUCAGGUGAUCUGUGGGUAUUCACUGAUAGGAGGGAUGUGGUAGACAUGGCAACAGUGACAAGGGAGAAUCUGAGAAGGCUUUUCAUGUACAUAGAUAAGUUGCCUUUGAUUGUUCCAGACUCCCUUUUUGAUGCUUAUGACUCUCACAUACGGUAAGUGAUUGCAACAGACAGAUUUUAAUGUAUGCUGUUGUUGUCUUGGAUCCCUUGUUCCAGUUGAAGUUAGUGACAUAAAAGCCAGAAGCGGAGUCGGCUAAUUGAGUUGUUAUUAUAGAGUUGCAGUACUUGCUUCCCACUUCUGGUGGCAGAAGUAUCCAGCCCUUGUGAUAUUGUGGACUGGUGGUGAAGUUGAGAUGGUAAAUUGUAUCUAUCUAGUUAGCUCAUUUGUAUAUCCCUGUACAGAUCAAAUCAAUCACUUAUUAACAAGAGAUUUGCACAUUCCGUUCUUGUCAUUUAGGUGUGAAUCUCUUGCGAAACUCUUUUAUUUUUCAUCAUCAAUGAAUGUAUUUAACGGAAUGUCUGUAAUGUGUUCUGUAGUUUAUGUAUAUGCAUUAAGGCCACCUUAUAACAA